This is a messenger RNA of Rhinolophus ferrumequinum (greater horseshoe bat), 4339 nucleotides long. Its product is annotated as fibrous sheath-interacting protein 2-like. NCBI's taxonomy places the organism in Eukaryota, Metazoa, Chordata, Mammalia, Chiroptera, Rhinolophidae. The coding region runs from base 142 to 1476 and encodes 444 amino acids. The record is from RefSeq and is a predicted model, not a curated record. The transcript is spliced from 9 exons.
CUGAAGGACGCUUACCAGGGUGACCACCGUCCUGGCGUCUCAGACUUGAUCAAGGCAUAGAGCGGUAAAGGUGUGCGUGAAGAGGAAAAACAACAAAGCCUUGCUGCCCAGCCCCCGCCCCUUGAGGACUGACGGCUGACCAUGGAUCUGUACCUCAGUAACUGUUAUACAGCUGCUGAAGCCGCUGCCACUAAGGCGGCCGCCAGCAGCCUAACUGCAGGCGCGGAGCAGUGCGGCAUUAGUUCGCAAAAAAAUCCCAUUCCAGAGGUCGGAGCAGUUCAUUUAUUGGAUCUGCCUCUUGGAGUCAAGCUGCCCGUUAUCCCGGGAAGCAAUAAUUUAUUCUAUACUACCAAUAUAAGUGAAAAGAAAAUGAUUGAAAAGCAAAGAAAUAAGUUCUAUGAAACCAAGAGAGCCCAUGAAAAUUAUGAAAAUGCACGGUUCCAAGAAUGGCUGUUAUGGGAAAGUACAAAAGCAACUCCAGACCAGGAACUAUUAAUAAGGAACAGAUACUUAAAUAUGAUUAGUAGAGAAUUAAGCAAGGUUGAGCCUAUAGCAGAAAAUCAGAGCAUACUCCAGAUGAAGAAAGAAGAAAGACAUCAUCGGGACUGCAUUAGAAGAAAACUUAGUCUACGUAGACAAAUUGAAAAGGAAUGGAAGAUAAAAGAAAUGUUACUUCUGACCAAGAUUGGAGAAGUAAAAAGAGAAGCAAGAGUUGAGGAACUACAUCAAAAAGUCAGAGAAGAAGCUCACCAGAAGACUGCUAGUAGGAAUUCGUUUCAGAGUUUAACAAAGCCUGACAUCAGCAUAUUGGAGAUUUUAAGAGAUGUCCAACGCAAAAAAGACCUUAUCAUUCGGUUAGUAACUCAUGAUAUUGAUCGAGAAGUUUCAGAAAAUAAAGAAGGGAGUUUAACUUCUGAUGAAGAUGAAGUUGUUUUACAAGAGGUUGUAAAAGAAGAAUUUCCAGAAGACCUAUUUGAAGAUCAAGUAAAAGAAGAGGUGCAGCCCAUUGCAAGUGCAGUGGCUUUUCCCAAGCCACUGAUGAGCAAGAGCCAUCUGAAAAAAUGUUUGUCACUCAGAACAUGUUAUCAUCCAAAGUCCACUGUAACUACAACAAAUAUUGAAGCAUCACCAACUCAAUGGACAGAAUCUGAGGAGACACAAAUACAAAGAAUUAUUCCUAUGGCUAAUGUGGCUACUUCAAAAUCCUCAACUGACACAGACUCUUCCUUUUGGGAGAGAAAGACACAACUAAGUAGAGAAGAAAUGGAAUCUAGUACUGAACUGACACAUUACUUCAUACAUAGAAUUAUGAGUACAUCCUCAUACAAUGAAGAGGAUCUGCCUUCAUUUUCUAGUAAUGAUGAUGAUUGUCCCUCAACUCCGAGCGCAAAAAUAACAGAAGAUAGUUUUGAACUGGAGAGUACAAGCAGUGUUAAGGUAAAUGUUUUUCACUGGCCUCUCAUUGUGAGCCAGUGAAGCCCUGAUAGAAAUAAGGGACUGCCUGUGUGCUGUGCUUUGAGCUCCGGGAAAGAUUAGUCUCUGUAUAUAUGAAUGAAUACAUAUGCUCUCCAGUGUCAGACACAGAAAAAGAAGCCAUCACGGUUUCUUUAGUGCCAAAGUCCUUACCAUAGUCUAUUGGGCCCUACAUGAGCUGCCCACCCUAUCUUCCCAGUCCCCCGUUACCCCUCUGUCACUGUUAACCCUCUCUCCACUCACUCCAGCCACACUGGCCUCCUUACCGCUCCCCUAACAUGCCAAGCACACUCCCAUCUCAGAUGCACUUUGCACUUGCUUUUCCUCUGCCAAGAAUACUCUAUCCCCAAUGUGUCUUGCUCUCCCAUCUCCUGCCGAUUUUUGUUCAAAAGUCACCUUUUCAAUGAGGCCUUCCCUGACCACCCCAUGUAAAAUAGAAACACACACACACACAAUCCCCCUUAUCCCACUUUAUUUUUCUUCAGAGCACUUAAGUCACCAUUCAUUCAUUCAACAAUUAUUUAUUGAGUGCCUACUAUGUGCCAGGCACUGGAGAUCCCGCCCUCACCCUCUGGUUCACUAUAUAUUCACUUGAAUAUAAGCUUCAUGAUGGCAAGGGCUUUGUUCAUAACUGUGUAUGUCCAGGACCUAACAUAGGACUGAAAUAUAGUAGAUGCCCAACAAAUGGUUGUUGAAAGAACACCCUUAGUUGUCAGGGCCAAAUUUAGUCUCUGUAUCAGGAGAUCCCUGUGAAGCUUAUGUACAGCCACAUUUGGGAACUACUACACAGAGCAGAGGUUCUUAACCCUGGCUACAGAUUAAAGUCAUCUGGCAAACUUUAAAACCAACUGAUGAUAAGGUCCCACCCUCAGAGAUUCUGAUUCACUUGGUCGGGGUUGCAACCUGGGCCUUGGGAGUACUAAAAGCUGCCCAGGUGAUUUUAAUGGACAGCCAAAACUGAGAACCACUGACGUAGCCUACUCAUGUCAGGCCAUUUGGUAGCAUCUGCCCCUCUUGCUUCCUUCCAUCAGGAAUUCUCAGCCUGGCUGCACAUUAGAGUCACCAGGGCAACUUAGAAAACAGACCAAUACUUGCCCCACCCUCAGGGAUUCCUGUUCACUUGUGGGGCCCAAGAAUGCCUGUUUUUGAUAUUUCUCCCAAUGAUUCUAUUGCACAGCCAGUGUUAAGAACAACUUUAGAUUGUUCAUCCCUUUAAGUAAACUAUUUUGCAAUGUCUUAAUCUACAAGAUGCCUCAAAUACUCUUAGAAGAAUAAGAGUCAAACUUUGAUGAUAAUACUUUGCUCUCCACACCAUCAAUACAAAACACACUUCUCACAUCUCACAUGCAUGUACCAUGUUUCCCCGAAAAUAAGACCUAACUGGAAAAUAAGCCCUAGCAUGAUUUUUCAGGAUGACAUCCCCUGAACAUAAGACCUAAUGCAUCUUUUGGAGCAAACCUUAAUAUAAGACCCGGUCUUAUUUUCGGGGAAGCACAGUAGGCCUUGCUUCACUGACUUGCCACUUCCUUUAACUGCCAUCAGCAUGGAGUGGCUACCCUGCAGGCCUUCCACCUCCCCCAGUCUAUUUUUUGCCCUUCUAGCAUCAUGUUGCUUCUGCAUUCCAGGUGGUGCUCAAGGUCCACAGAGCAAAGCCGGUAUCUGAGCCACUAUCCCUGCCCUGCCACUUCCAUGCUCCUGCAAUCCCACACCGCCACUUGCUUGCUCCAAACCUCACAAUGGUUAAGAAUUACUUAAAAGGAGACUGCGGUAGUAAAAUGGACAUCCCUUUUCUUCCCUUCUUAAGACCUCCCCUAUCAUUUUAUUCUCUCAGAGAAGGAUCUAAAACAUUUUACUUAUUCCAAGCUCCAGAAGAGAGGGGGCAGGCAUGGCUAACAUGUUUUGAUGACCAGGGAACCUGAGACCUUGAAAUUAUCCUACAGGGUAACCCACGUCCAAGUCUGGGGCCAAUCCUGGGUGUCAUCAUUGGCAAGAAUUAUGAGAAGUCACGCCUAGGAUGCCACAAUGGUUAUGCCUUUUAAGAUUUCUAGGUAUUUCUAGUGUUUGCUAUCCAACAAAGGUCAGAGGCUUAAGCUAGUAUUUCACCUUUGUCUUGGCAGUUUGUCACCCUCUAUCAAUGCGAAAGUGCUCUGGCCAGCCUGCAUUUUCCAAACAAUGGCAUUUCAGGUACAACAUAUUUAUCAUUUUAUGAUAAAGCUCUCAAGUGUGUCAUUUUGAAUAUAGACGUUUUGAUUAUUCUCCCCUUGCAGUGAGUGGCUCCUGCCUUGCAGAGCCCCCACCCAUCACCACUAUGGGGUUGAAAUAACAUUACUAUGUAUAUAGACUGCAAUUUGCAGGUUAUUGUGCAGUUGUCUGACUUGAACCUCACAGCAAAGAGGCCUCAGGUACUGCAAGUAAUAUUUAUUAGGUAUCAGCUAUGUAGCAGGCAUUGUGCUAGGUGAUUUUCUCAUAUCCAUCCUGUGAAGCAUCAUCUCCAUUGUACUGUUAAGGAAACAGUGUCACUGAAGCAGAGUAGCUUACCAUGCUGUGCUUCCUCUGCAAGCCUUAAAGUCCUAUUUUACAGAAGAGACAAUGGAGGUAAAUGACCCUCCUGAGGUUGCACAGCCAGCAAGUGGCAGAGCCAGGGCUCAAUCCUCACACGUCUUGUGGAUUUCAUCCCACAUUCUUUCCUCCUGCCAGCCAGGUGCUACAUCUAGUUGCCACUGCAUCUCAGAAUUGGGCAGUGGCCAACGACAGCCUGCAGAGUUCACUGGCAAGUAAAACAAAGCCCAUCUAGGGUUCCAGCUGUGUCCAAUCAAAUAGUAAAAUCACUUUCCUGUGACGGUCCAGCCGCCACAAAUCGAACAGU